AUACUGUUAGUUAUCGGAUCUAGUUGGCUUUAAAAAAUAUAUAUAUAUACAACAGAGUUUAACGAAGGUUUUUUUUCAGGUUUUGAUUGAUGUGACGGUAUUUUAAUCACGAUGUUAGCUUUGACAAAGCGUUUUAAAGCCGUUUAGAAACAAACUCGUUAUUGGAGCAACCUUCCGGUUACAUCAGCUUCUCCUUGAAUACAAAACAGUUUUGUUUUUCGUAUUCGAUUUUUCUUCAGAUUAGAAAUGGCCCGAAGUGUCGGUCGAAUAUUCAGCGGAUUUCGGUGCUUCGGUUCUCUCUCAUUCGGGAAUCCUCGACUGAAGACACAGUGUGUUUCAUUCAGGAUCUCCUCGGACCGGACCUUGAUGCACGAACUGCCAAAAUUCUGUUCCCAAACACCUCGAGACUUCAGCCUGCCCAACUCGUCAUGGGGGAAAGAGAUGAUGCAGCUGUACAACCAUUACAACAGCCUGAGUAAGGAGGCGACAGAAGGACAAGAGGACCAUGGAGAGCUGUGGACAAGACUGCCAAGCUACAAUCGGUCUCUAAAGUAUGCAACAGGGGGAGUGUAUCUCAGCAAGAUAAUCCAGUCAAAAGCUCGCCUUUUCACCCGGAACAUCAGGGACCCUGGAACAGGGUUUGAGUAUGUUUUAUUUGUCAGAGAAGACAAGCUCAAGUGUGUGUGCAUCUUCCAAGCUGGACACCUUUUGGAGGGGCCGCCAGGACAUGUCCACGGGGGGGCAAUAGCCACCAUGAUCGACACCGUCACAGGAACGCAUGCCUCUAUGCUUUCUGCACUGGUUAUGACUGCCAACCUUAAUGUCAACUACCGCAGCCCCAUCCCACUUGGAAGUACUGUGCUGAUUGAAUCCAUUCUGGACAAAGAGGAAGGCAGAAAAAUGUAUCUUUCAUGCAGAGUGACCAGCACGGACGGCUCCAAACUGCACACAGAGGCAACAGGUAACUUUCCUCUGUGUCACUUCCAUUUCUGUCAUGCUACCUUCUGCAUUGUCACCCUUCUUCAUCAUCUUUUUCUCCUUGCAGCACUGUUUUUGUCAGUCAACGUCAGCCAGCUGCUGAGACAGUGAAGCAGCCUGCCAGGCUGGCAUAACAGAGGCCAGAACAAGCCGAAUAUCGUAACUUAGUCAUAAAGACACGAGGCCUUCAAAAACAAGUUCAUCACGUCGGCCAAUGCCGCUCACACUGGCACUUUGAGCGUGUGUCUGCAUAUAGAAGUGACUGUGGCGUGUUGCAGCGAGCCGUAAAAAGUAACGGCUUCCACAUCACAGAGAGGCACGCUGCUCUGGCAUUCACUGCAGACCACGAAGUUAGACAAACUGAUGAUGUGCAGCUGCUUUCUUUUCUUUAAUGCGAUGGGAUUUUGAAAGAGGCAUGUAAUAGCAAAAUGUUUAAUAUCUGUUUUUUGUUAACAAAAAUUGGAAGAAAAAAAAUGCCCCUCUUUGCAUUAUGGGGCUGAUGAAUGAUUUAUAAAAACACAAACAUUUUAUUAAAGAGAAAUGUUCUUACCAGGAUCUACAGGAAAUGUUUUUGUAAUUUUUUUUGUUUUUUUAUUCUCAACUGACACAGAUUUUAUUUAGC
Messenger RNA from Poeciliopsis prolifica (blackstripe livebearer), 1600 nucleotides. RefSeq names its product thioesterase superfamily member 4 (gene them4). The coding region runs from base 247 to 1089 and encodes 280 amino acids. The record is from RefSeq and is a predicted model, not a curated record. The transcript is spliced from 6 exons. Lineage: Eukaryota; Metazoa; Chordata; Actinopteri; Cyprinodontiformes; Poeciliidae.